Molecule: messenger RNA, 4435 nt
Organism: Pocillopora meandrina
Lineage: Eukaryota; Metazoa; Cnidaria; Anthozoa; Scleractinia; Pocilloporidae
Source: the annotation of a GenBank genome assembly
CACUCGUUUGAAGUAGAGAGUUUCACAGCAAUGUAGGGUGUUUCCGUGAUCAAGCGUUUGACUCAGAAAAAAGAACAUUGUAUUUGGAUUGAAAUUCAUCAUGAUUUCGAUCGAGAAGGAAUACAUUUUUUCCUUAAGAAAUGAGUUUAAAUCUUUUGGUUGCGCCUGUAGAAGUGGGGGCGAACUUAAUUUUUUUCAGGAGGCUAACUAUAAAAGGUUUAGACGGGGGAACUUGCAAAUGAGUCAGUUGCCCUAAGAUUUUCAGGACACUUACGAUAAACAGCUAAACGAGAAGAAGACUACUACUUGCUACUCCACAUACAUAACUACUAUACAUAACUAGCUCAUACUUUUCGAUGGAGAUCAAGUUAAGACUUCGCGAGAUCGUCAUGCUACAAUGAGAUGUUCAUGUGACCUUUGCAGAGCGAAGUGCGCAAUACAAUUUUUAAAGACAGCACUUAUCAACUGUGGAGCAAGUUUAGCAAGGAAGGAGAUGGUAUUAUGAAGAGGAAUCCCAACGAUGGCAAAGUGAGUUGCAACGGAAGAGAUCAAAAUAGUGAUCAUCAAAAUAGUAAGUAGACUUUUAUGCUAACAUACAUCAUGUACCUUUAACAUGCACGAAAACAUUUGUUGUAAAAUGAUUUUUAAAAACCGUACAAAGAAUCUGGCUACGUUUUACCCUAAUAAGUACCAUAAGAGUGCAAUCAGGUAUGCUUUUGACUGUCGCGAUGAAACGUCGGGCCCCUCUAAUUAGAUCGCGCAUAACUGUUUGUACAGUGUAUAUGUCGUUUGAACCCAAUAACAUAUCUCAAUGGGUUAGCAACGUGUCGUUCUCGCUCCACGAUAUAACUAAGUAUAGAUGCACUCUAUGGUUGCCUCCUUUCAUUUUUUUUCUCUUAAUCGUUAGUAGUUCCAAUACCAUAAGUUGAUUUAUUUUUCUGUUCUCGUUUAACAAUUAUAUUACUUGAAUCUUCGUUGAGGCCUGAGGAUUAAAAUUUGGGGUUAUGCGCAUUUAAUGACAAACUUCCAUCAAGCUAGGUUAAAAGUCAGACCGAAUUUUUCACACAUGGGCUUUGACUUUAAAAUUUUCGUUUUCUUCCAUUGUGAUCAUAGUGACUACUAGGGAUAAAACACAAGGGAUAAACGACCCACCUUGUUAUGCCUUCCUAUUCGACGAUAAAUACGCAAUGAAAGGAAAUGGAGAAGGACAACCAAUCACUACCGUAGUAAGGAACUACUUUUAAUCUAGCGUUUAUUAAUUCAUUUGUUCAUAAAACAAAACAAACAGAAGAUUAACGUCAACAAAACCUAAAAAAACUGAUAAUGUACUUCUUUAUUGCCUCUCUAAUUGACGUAUCGAGACAUACGUUGUGGCAAACAACUGGUUAGCAACUACAAUAACUAGACAGCUUGGUUGUCUCUGACCACCAGAUGACGCGUCUUUUAGUCACGUCUUUACGUGACAAGCAUUGCGACAAUUGCUGCGAUUUCAUAAAUUGACAGUGUUUUACUGUGGUCUGUACUCUUAUCGCCAACAAUAUUCGUCAUGACAGAGGUCAAAAUGUUGUGGACUCACGUGGCGCAGCCGAGUGAGUCUGUAACAUAUUGACCUCUGAGGAAUCGAACCCCAGACCUUCGGAUUCCGCGCUCCCUUGUUUUACCAAACAGCCACAGAGACUCUACGGUAGGUGAGGCCUAUUACGAAGUUCAUAUGACACGCGUCCUGCAUACUGCUAGGAUCAGUAAUGUCAAUAGCGUCAUACAGAAGAGAUGGUAGGUUUUAAAGAAAUAGAGAAAGAUGUUUUUCGUCUUGCCACGAGUGUAGAACGAAGAAAAAAUUCUGAGUCCCCAUGAAGAAUCGAACCUCAGACCUUCGGAUUCCGCGCUAAAACACUGUCGAUUGAUAUCGACGUCAAAAACGUCAAUUAAAAUGAAUAUUGUAGUGCGUGACCGUUGCGUGAUACAUUAACGUUAUCGCGAGGAAGCUUUGUCUGUAGCGUAAUCGACAGAGGCAGAUUGACCGAUCAGAUUGCGAAAUUGCAACCAAUUUUGGUUAAAAUAUAGUUUCAAACAGAAUGCGCGCGUGCAACAUUAAAUCGCGCGUGUUAAACUUAUCAAUUGAUUAUGAUGAGCCGAAUGUUCAGCGAAGUAACUUCUGAUUCAACGCUAUUUCCAAUUUGCAAGGGAAAAGAUUCGAGUGAUUACAAGGGCAAGAGCGUGGUAUUUGAACCCCAAUACCACGGGGGCUACACGAUGCUCAAGCUUUAUGGCACCAAACUCUACGUGGGAUGCGACCGCAAGGGCGUCACAACUCUGAUGAAAAGUGUUGAUCAUACCAAUCCGAGUCCUAAGAUUCUUUUCCUUGCCGAACGAGUGCGUUAAUUUCAAAAGACAACUAGUGAGUCAUUGCUCUUUCUUCCUCGUGAAUUACGCAUUUAUGUAGCUAUUUCCAAGUAAGACAUAGAGACAUACCUUGCGUAACAGAUCAAGAGCCACGGGUUGAGCAGCUCAUGUUAUCUUGCUUUUAUUAGAUUUAGUUGUUAGGUUUUUGUCUUUAUGGUAAAUUUAGAUUCUUUUUUAUCACAUAAUUGUGUCAUCAAUUAGACACGCAAAUAUCCGUGAGGGAGAUCUAGUUCUAAAAGCUAAUUAAACGUCAUUCUCAAUCUGUUAUUAUAACUGCAUAAUGCACUCUAAUCGCAUCACGUCACAUCGUAUACAGUGUAAUUGGAAUUGUUACAUGUGACCAUUGUAUAAGACAGCCAGUGUCGUAUUAGCCAAUCCAUCGCUUAUUGUCUCAUCCUUCGGUCAGCCUUAUUUUAUUAAUUUCAAUUAAACUACGUGUGAUCAGGUUCCCCUUACAUGGAACAAUGAUUCCCUCGCUUUUAACAUGUGAUAUCCUCGCUAACACUGUAAUGACGCUCAACUAGUAUCUAAGAGAUACGGACUGAGGUCCAAUCUAAACUUGAGGUUUAUUUAGAUUUAUUCGAAUUGCAGUUAACAUAUAAUGAUCCAACCUUUUCUUAUUGUAAAUUGCUGUUAUAACCUUGGGUCCGAUAAUGAUGAGUUGAAAACAACAUUUUAAAGGCUUCAUAAAAUAUUUUUCUAAAUUAAAGUUGUUUCUUGGAAUAUGGAGAACACAAAUGCCCAUUGCUAUACAAAACUUAGGAUCAAUAAAUUGCUUUUAGCUUGAACAUAGUGUUUUUCGAGUCAUUUAAUUGCUUUGUCGUGCUUAUAUGCUUUCAUUUUAUCAUACUCUAAUCGAAACAGAUUGAUUUUUAAAAUCGAAAGAAAAGACACCUACGCAUGAAUGUUCUUUCUAAUGGAAACACUGGUUUAGGCAGUUUUUGCAGGUAUGAGAGUGACAAACCUUUAAAUGUCUCAAAAACUUGGGACAUUUCCUCUGCCAUGAUAAAAUACAUUCGCACGUUCGGUAAUUACAAUGUCCUUCUUUGAAUCAUUUACAACACUUUCUCAGACAUAGGUAACCACCUAGUACGAACACUUUUAAGUGCACGUUCCCUUCAUACUUGUCCACAAAAUAAAAUCCAAACACAACAUUUCUAGAUUUGGUCGAGCGUGAAAGCUUAGCUCCAGUUGGUUAAUGCUGAUACCCUCAGAAGCAGCUUGGCCAUCAAAGUCGCUAUUUUAGAAGUUAAAACUGACUUCACCAUGUAAAAACAGGAAAAACACUCAGGGAAAAACCUUGUAUUAAUGUCAGUAUCUGAGCAACUAUGCACCUACUCUUUCCCAACCCAACAACAGUCAACUUAUAUCAAAUUAGGGUCAAUGUUGGGUUAGGGGAGGAGUAGGUGCACAGUUGAUCAGGCUGAGACAGAUCCAAAAUUUUUAAACACGUGACUUGCUAAUUACUGACAGAAUUGCUAAUCACUUAUAGAAAUAAGAUUUUUAAAACUCGCCUGAAGUUAUGCAUAAAAACAAAUUUUUCUUCUAUAUCAUUAAGUUAAAAACACUCCAAAUAUAGCCUCUAACUACUAAUUGAAUUACCGUAAUUACUAACCCUCAUCAUCACUCAAGCACAAACCGGCCUAUCUUGUAAAUCCUUUCCCUUCCUCUAAGUCUUCGUUUUGCUUCAGCUUCUGUCGUAUCUGUAGGAAAGUACAUUUGUAACAUUGUAUUAUACACGUAGUGAAGAGCUAAAUACCUUUACAGGGUCGGUCAUUCGCUCAAGGCCAGUUUUAAACGGCCAAUUUUAUAAUUUGGGUCGAGAAAAUUUAUCAAAUCCUCUUUAAUAUUAUUUGAUAUCCUUAGAUAAUUUUCUGAGUCAUUGAUUUAUUAGCUAGCUCAAAUAGAUGAGCCAGAAUAAAUUAUUUGUCUUCUCCAGUCAACAUCCGAACUUCCGCUUGGAAUUAAGUUAUUCAAAGGACAUACUUGCUUAUAGUUUUUUUUUUUAUGGAAUGACUUUUAUAAGUUGUUG